AUGAAAGCCUUUAAUGAUGAAAAUACAGAUAAGAAUAACUUUGAUAAUGCUUAUAAUGUUAAAAUUUUUUUGGAAAUUUUACCAGUGGCUACUUUAUUGAAUAAACGUAAUCCAGAGUUAUAUGAAAGUGGGAGAUGUAUACGCUGUAAUUAUACAACUGAAACAUGGACACAUAUUUGGAUAUGUGAUCAAACAGAGACAUCAAUAAUUCAAAUAAUUAAUGCAGUUUUUGAAAAUUUAAAAAACAAGUUAGACAAAAUAGAUUUUAGAAUUAAUUAUAAUUUUCAUGCAAGUUUAUUAUAUAUUUUGAACGAAAAGUCAAAAGUAGUUUUUAAUGGCAGAAUUUUUCAUGAAGCAAUCAAAGGAAUUGUUAAUGAAAGGUUGUUCUUGGAAAUAGAAGAUAAAGUUUUCAAAGAUAAUAUAGCAAGUUUCGUAGAGGAUAUACAUGAUAUGGCUAGAAAAUUCAUGUGGAGCGAGCGAUGCAAGAGAUUUAUUGAAUGGGAAAUAAGGCAGGGUAUUACGAAGCAAAUGAAAAAAGCAAGUAAACUAUAUAAAUCUUCAUUGCCUAGUUUGGGUCAUGAUGGGAAGAAGAAAAAUAUUUUUAUUUCAGACGUUUUACAAAGAUGGACGGGGCAUUAUCUUAAUAAUGAUGUAGCAGCUAAAAAUAUUUGGUAUGAAUUGGGUGUAGAAGAUUUAUGGAAAUAUAACAGUUUAGUUACUUUUAGACCUUCUUAUUAUUCUUCUAAUUUUAGUAUUUUGGAUUGACUUUAGUAAUUUUAGUAUAGUUUUAAAUUUUU
Rhizophagus irregularis DAOM 181602=DAOM 197198 is the source of this 797-nucleotide messenger RNA. RefSeq lists its product as uncharacterized. The record is from RefSeq and is a predicted model, not a curated record. NCBI's taxonomy places the organism in Eukaryota, Fungi, Glomeromycota, Glomeromycetes, Glomerales, Glomeraceae.